Molecule: messenger RNA, 6204 nt
Organism: Diachasmimorpha longicaudata
Lineage: Eukaryota; Metazoa; Arthropoda; Insecta; Hymenoptera; Braconidae
Exons: 8
Coding region: 278-3535 (1085 amino acids)
Cellular component (GO): plasma membrane
Molecular function (GO): protein binding
Source: RefSeq, a predicted model, not a curated record
GGGGAAGUGAUUGGCUGGACUGGAGAGAAGUUUGAAAAUACUACAAAAAUGGAGGAUACGGGUCUGAGAAUGUGUUUAUAAAUGCAUUCGAUUGUUGCAGAAAUUGUUGCUCUGCGUUACAACUGAUGAAUUUCGGUUGUGUGUGAUGCUGUGGAGAUACUGGUUCUAUUGUUCAAUUCCCUGACUAAUUGUCGGACUUCAGAGACUCUGAGGAAAUUUUCAAUCGUGAUUAACAGGAGAAUCAAUUUUGCCGGAAUUGUGGACAUGGUGAGGGGGCAUGUUGAUGUAUCGGCGGUUGCUGAUCGCAGCCGCACUAGCGGCAUUAUCAUCACUGAUAUGUAUCCCAGCCACUGCUAACCUUCGAGGUACAUCUCGGUACUCAAUCUACCCCGGCUUCACGGUAUUCUCUGAUACAACAACGGUUACUGGUACAUCAACAACAGUUGUAUCAACAACAAUCGGAUGUCGUCCAUCGGAGUAUCGUUGCGACGACGGACGCUGUGUCGCACAAGACAAAUUCUGCGACGGCGAGGACGACUGCGCAGACAAAUCUGACGAGCCGAGAUACUGCACACCCUGCAAUAGGACACUGUACGGUGACGUCGGGAGGACGUAUGAGGUUGAAGUCAGACGUCCCCGGGAGGACAGACUGCCAUUCCUUUGCUACCUGAAUUUCACCGCUGCUGGGGGUGAUCUGGGGGAUUUAGUUCAGUUGACAUUUGACACCUUCACCGUCGGUAGAUUUCUCUCAUUCACGAAUGAAGGAUGUCCAGAUGGUUUUAUGACAAUUCGCGAGAAGGGAAGACCGGCAACUGGUGGCCAGUGGUGUGGAAGUGCUUGGGGAUAUACAGUAUACUACAGUGAAACACCUUCCAUUAAUCUCACCUUAUUUCUCGCCCGAUUAUCAGAGCAGGGUAUCGGAUACAACUUUGACUUCAAACUGUCGUACAAAUUUCUCAGACGUAGCGAAGCACAUUUACGAUACGGAAAUAGUACAAUGGCAACGUGGCGUGGUGAAUUGGUAAAUGGUACAUAUUGUGACCGAGUACUCACCAGAUGUGACACAAGAGCGUGUCGUCUUCAAUCACCGAAUUAUCCCGGUGUUUAUCCACGUAAUGUUACUUGCUACUAUCGAGUUGAGCAUAAUCGUGCACCACCUGGGCAUCGUGCACUGUUGGCAGUCAGUCAACGGAAUAGCCAUAAGAUACACAUCAAGGAUCAGGUUGUCAAGUAUGACAGGAGCCAGAGAAUCCUCAGGGUGUGGGAUCAGUGUAACGUUGUUCAAGAUUAUCUCACAGUUUACGAUGGUGGCUCAACAACGGACCGAGUCCUAGUAAGAUUAUGCGGUGGUGAUGCUGUACCCGACAUUGUAAGCAGCCGUAACACAAUGCUCCUUGAAUUCCACACAUCCCCCUACGACAAUCCAUUUCACCCAGUGCCCCUGUCAUUUCUCCCUGGUUUUGAACUAGAAGUACAAGUGUUAUUUGUCGACGAGAAAUCUCGUACAUUCGUCAAAGAGAAUGCAAAUUGUGACUUUCACAUAACGAGCUACGAGAGCCAAUCAGGAUUACUUGAGAAUCCAAAGCACUCAUUACCACCAAAUACAACAUGUCGUUAUCAUUUUCAAGGGAAACCCAACGAAAUUGUUUGGAUAUCGUUUAUAAAAUAUUAUGCAGCGAGUACAGAUCCAGCAUCGAGCAUUGAUUCUGGAAACGAAUGCAAUGCUAAAUUAUUAAUUUGGGAUGGCAAUCCCACACGAGGAUUGGAUACCAGCAAGAAACACAUGCGAAAGUCAAGAUUAAUGGGACAAUUUUGCAAGGACGACAUACCCUUGUUGUGUGACCACAGUCUACUGAGAAAUAGCAGUAGACAUACGAGACCCUGCAGUCUAUCUGAGAGUUAUGUAUCUGCAUCACGUGAUUUAACCCUUGAGCAUAUACUACGUCAGGGUAGUGCACUGUAUCCAAUAUCCUUUGUCCUUCGUUACGAAUUUGUUCAUGAUUCAAUGUCCUGUCACAUGGUGUUCUCAGCAUCAUCAACUCCAACAUCUCAAUCACCUGGACAAUCAGUUCAGUCUAAGAAAUCCACGAUAACUGGCAAAUUUACAUCACCAAAGAGUGUAUUUUUCUAUGGACGUGGUGGAGCACAGAAUCUCAGCUGUGUUUACAGAUUCGAGGCUGAGGCUAGUCAACGAAUUGAGAUAACAUUGUCGAGGGCGUCCUUCGGUGAUAAAGUGUGUAUGUCAUACGUUGAUCCACUGGUCAAUCGAUGGGCCUGCGACAGACGAAUUUCUGAUGAGGGAAAGAAAGGAUAUGCUGAGCUUGUUGUCUCUGAAUAUCCCUGGAAUGGUGUUAAACUUUAUCGUGAUUGCUUGUGCUCCAAUAUCACUGACAAUGGAAUAGCCCUGACAUCGUUGACAUCGAGUGUAGUUGAGCUCAAGUUUACAGUUACGAGAAUGAAUGUCACACAGGAUUACGAUGAUUUUUUCUUCGAGGGGGAGUAUCAGUUCGUUGAUAGCAGUGAGGCCAGUGAGCAGAGCUGUUCAUCCAACUUCGAGGAGAGAAGACUUGGGGGAACAAGUGGUGAAAUAUCACUGCGAAGUCCAAUGACUAAUAGACUGGAUCAUGAUGAUGCGGUGAUUGAUGUCGCUGCUAUUGAGGAAGUCCUUCAGCGGGCAAAUACUGACAAUACCGAGGAUGUCACAUCCACUCAGUGUGUCAAUGAGCCCUGGCUCAUCGAACCUGAAGAUCCGAGAAUUCAUUUUAUUUAUCUGAGAACUACUGGAUUUGCUAUUAAUGAUGACAAUGUCGAGGAUUGCAGUACUUUGAAUCGGAUUAUUGUGUAUUCGGCUGGCAAUACCAGGGAGAGAAGUGUUAUUUGUCCGGAGAGUGGGACACAUGUGGGAAAGAAAAUCAAGACUGUGGAUUUUUUCUCAGGGGGAUGGAAUUACUCGAGUGUUACCAAUGCCAGUGGUAUUGGGGUGAUGAUGCAGCAUGCGAGAAGCUUUGUUGUUGAGUUUCUCCAGAGGGAACAUGGAUUCUAUGCUGUUACGUGGAUAGCUAUUUCCAAGAGGGGGACUGCACAGGGUGGCUCCUCGGGGGGAAUCGCUGCUGGGGCACCCCAUGAACAAUGCCCUUAUCGAUGUCCAGAAAUCCAGGCAUGCAUAAGCUCGGUCCUGUGGUGUGAUGGUGUCCGUCACUGUCCAUCAGGCUUCGACGAAGAGGAGGAGAACUGUUCCUACCGUUUUGGUGUAACACUUCUGUACGUAGCCAUUGGCGCUGGUGCCUUGGGUAUUUUCCUGAUUCUCCUUCUGGCAACGGGUUGCCUCAAAUACUGCAUAUACCGUCACAAGACCAGAAAGAAGAAGAAAAAUGUUGCUAUGAAUGUCAAUCACCUCCAAGUGAAUCACACCCAUCAGCAUCCCCAUCAGCAUCACAAUAAUGGUUUAACCAGUAAUAGAAUGACUGGUCGAUACAGUAUAGGUACACCCCAGGACAUGUACAUGGAUAAUUACGGCAAGGACAGUAUUUGUUGACAAUACGCCAUAGCUGAUAUAGAGACGACCGUUUGACAAGGAGAAAAAAAAAUGAAAUUUUUCCUUGAAAAUUUCGGGUGAAAAUUUUUUAAUCAAUUUAUUGUAACGAAUGGAUUGAGUAAUGGUACAGUUGAAGGGAUGACAAUUAUCGAUGAGCGAUGAAUAAUCGUUAGCCGAACAACUGCUCAAUAUAAUUUGUACAAAUUAUGUACAAAAAAAAAAAAUACUCAUGACGUGUACGUGAAUUCACUUCAUUUUUUCCACGUAUUUUAAAUAAUUAUAGGCAACUGUAAGGCCGAGUCGUGCGGUAAAUUAAUCUCUCUUUUUUAUUGCAAAUGAGGUCCACAUUAUCGUGCCAAAUAGUCAUUCACGAGUGAUUGUUGUUAGCAUGAGGCAACAAUUGGUUUUUUUUUUAUCGUGGGGAUUUUUAAUGAUAAACUCAAUAAGUAGGAUUAGACUCAGAUGGGCUGUGUGGAGAGGGAUCUGGGGGAGAUGUGUCCGAGGAGGCAUCGUAUUCAUACCAAAGAUUAUCGUUGGAGUGGAGCACUGGCUCGACUGUCGCACAAGAAACUUGAACUGCUCAAAUUGGGGUACUUUCCGGGGGGAAGUAGAUGGGGUUUUUGCGCGAUUUUCACGUGUAGGGGAUUAACUCGGGAGUGAGUGGCUUUGGGAAAUUCUCGGGGGAUUUUUUGCGGUAUAUUUCCGAUGUUACGGAAGGUCUCCUUCGAUAUUUUCUCCAGCGGCCAAGUGCUCUCGGAAUGAAGGAAAAAAUAGUUGAGGAAAGGGGAAAAAAAUUGAUUAAUAAUUCAAUCAAUGAUUAUACUUGCAAUUUUUUCCCCCGCUAAAAUGCUAAUUCAGCACCAAACGAGAUAAAUUGAGUCAUUUUUGGAUCGAGUUUGUUAACAAUAUCUCCGAAUCUAAUGGAGAUAGCGGAAAUUUUGUCAUGACAUUUGUUGUAACCCUUAAUUUGCUUCAUAAAAAAGGUCAUGAUAAAAAUUUUGAUAUUUUCCCUAGAUUUCGAGAUAUUUAUCAAAACAACAGUCAACAGUCAAAACUGACUCAUCUCCUUUUACCACUUCGCUAGUGAUUUUUUUCCCCAUUUAAAAUAGUGUAACUUAUGUUUUUGUAUUAUUUACACUAUUCAUAUUAUUACUGAUAAAACAUUAUAUAUUUUUCCCAUUAACAUUGUAAAUCUGGAGUUUGCACUUUUUCAAAUAUUUACAUAUUUUUUCGAUGUAAAGUUACCUUUUCAUUUUUAUAAAUUUUUAAUAUAAUUGCCUUUAUGUGACUUCCUCAUCCCUUUAAAAAAUCAAAUAAUAUACAACAUUGGUUUGAAUUUCUGCCUAAUUUUUCCUCGACUGUUUUCUCCACAAAAAGACAAGUGCCCCAAGAGACCAAACGGCAACUGCUCAAUCUUUUUUUUCUGUAAAGAGCGAAGAACUGCCAGUUCCGCCUGAUUCUUGUCCGCGGGACAUACGACGUUGUAAUCCAGUGUAUGAGAUAGCGAUAUUUAAUUCGUCGAGGUACAUGUGCUUUGUGGUAUCCGCUAGAUCCAUCAAUUCACGUCAUUUUAAUGAGGAAUUCCGAGGUGAAAUGGUGGAACUCAACUCGUCUCGUAAAAAUUGAGAUUAUCUCAACAACGAAUGUUAACGGGAUAAUGUCAAGGGGCUUUUUUUUUUCUCGGUAUUUUUAUGACUGACAAAAAAUUUGCCCCAGUAUUUUACACCCGAGUCCGUUGAUUACGCGAUAAUUACGGAAUUAUUACGACAUCUCAUCACCUCGAUCCGGCAUUGGACCGGUGUAUGCAUAAGUCGAACACUAAAAAUAAACUCAAUUAAUGAAAUAGCAGGAGAAAUUUGAUAUUGCCAUUUGCGAGAAAACUGUGGGGGGUGGGGGCUUGAUGAUUGAAUGAUAAUAGCAAUCAAUGUAUAGUAGUUGAUUAAAAUCUUUUGAUCUCUUGAGUCGUUUUAUUUUUGUAUUAAUAGUUUUAUCGGAGGAACAACAAUAAUUGUAAUACUGUGCACUCAAUGAUAUCGUAUACACCACGAGACAUCCUUAUGCUGUGAUAGAAGUAAGCGUAUCAACAAUCCAAUUUAUCAUUUACCUUUUUUUAUAUUUUUCUAGAAUUCUAUGAUGCAGUUAACAAUAAUUUCUGGAAAUUUUUUAUUUCUGUAAAUUUUUGGUUCUAGUGCGUCAUUAUGAAUCUGAGGAGAAUGUAACACUGUGGCAACGAAUUUUCAAGUUACGGGGAGGAUUAUUAAGAGAAAUAAUAAAUAAUGAAUUAAUGAGUGAGUGAAUUAAUUGGAGUGGGAGGGGAAGCACUGCAGAAUUUUACGAGAGCAUUUUAAUAAAAUAGAGAAUUGAAACACAAUUGCAUGUAUGUACGUACACGUAUAGCACACAUCGGCUCGCACACGUAGUGUUAAGUAACUUGUUAAUUUCAAUGAUGAAAUAACAAAUGACAACAAAUAAUAAUAACUUAAUUAUACGAUGGAAGAUUGAGUGAAUUAAUUGAUAAAAAAAUUGAAAUAAUAAUAGGAUUAAGGGAAUAUUGAAUCAACGUGGCCUUGAUUCAACGACUACAGUUUCUAAGCAUGACAAAACACGUUGCGUUACGUGGAUUGUACUGUAAUCUCGUGUUUAUAAUUUUAAUAAAAUGUCACAGCGUU